AUGCUAAGCAUCACCAUCGCUGUCACCAUCGCCGUUAUCGUUAUUGCCAUUCCAUCCGUGCACUUACUGUUAUUUAGCAAUCCCAGUUGGACAGGUGGCCAUUCGGUUCCUAGCACUAUCCUCAGAAAUAUUACUGCAUUAUCUAGCCAUAUAGCAUAUUCCGAGGAUCUGUUUGAAAAUAUCACCACUCUCUCUACCACUUCAGUUUCAACUCCAAAUGGUGUCAUUCAAGGUCUCCUGUAUGUCCCAGACCUUGACGACAAUGACCCAUGCCAGGAAGAGGCGGCGAAAUACAUCCCAGCAAAUGUCACACGACAAGUGAAUUUGCCACCUACGAAUUACAAUCUUAUAGCCCUAGCGCCGUGGAUUAACCCUGACUGCACCCAGUCAUUUCUUGCAUCCGCCAGGUUGGACCCUAUCCGAGGGAUGCUUGUUUAUCGUCCAGAUAAUGAUACCAGUCAACCACCAGACAUCGAUGACGAUGCUUGGGACCUGGGAGAUGGCGGUAUAUGGAAGACGCAGAAUCGCUAUCCCAUUUACGCGAUUCCCGGUGCUUCCGGGAACGAGAUGAUGAGGCAGCUCAGCCUUUAUUCUGGUGAUUUAUCCCAAGUCCCAUUUAGUAAUCAGAUUAUUACUACGUACUCUCCAAACCCGGCAGAUUACGUACGAGUAUGGACGGAAUUAACAGUAGUUACCGUGUCAACGACGCUCCCGUUAUGGGCGUUCAUUUUGAUUAUCCUUGGCGUAAUUAUUGCCAUCAUCGCCAGUACCUCGCUGCUCAUGCACUUUGUCCAGAGUCGCCGUCGCGCCGCUUUACGGCGCCGCGUGAUGCGGGGUGAGGUGAAUCUGGAGGCGCUGGGUAUCAAAAGGUUGAUGGUACCGAUGCAUCACAUUCUAACUUUUCCUUUAUUUACCUAUAAUUACGACCCUCCAUUACCGUCGUCACCCACGUUGGUCAAAUCCCCGCAAAAGACAGGGCGAAGGUCGUCGGAGGUUAGUCGAAUACCAGACAGUGUGAGGAUCGAGAAGAACGAUUCGGGACUUGAUUACCAACCGGCGUGCCUCAUCUGCUUGGAAGAUUUUGAAUCCAAGAAGACAAUCAUCCGCGAACUACCUUGUGGUCAUAUCUACCAUCCCGAAUGUAUUGACGAAUUCCUGGGCCAAGUUAGCUCGCUAUGUCCUUCCUGCAAAGCAUCAAUGUUGCCUCGUGGCUAUUGUCCAGAAAUAACGAAUUCGAUGGUGCGCAGAGAGUUAGGUACUCGGAAAUUACGGUCCAGCGGUACGGUGAUUACCGUGGACGUCGAAAGGGGUCGACAGAGGCUAUCCUCGUGGAGCAGCUCUAUGAAAAAACAUAUAUGCAAAAUCUCAUCUCCGCAGCCGGAAGAAGCUAUUGACUUACAAGAGCAGCCGAGGGAUGGUAUAUCGAGCACGAUGGAAACGACACGAGAUCACAUGCAAGAGCUUGUAGUACCCGUUGACGAAACAAACAGCGACGACGGGCGGCCUCAAUGCAAGUCGUUUAACUACACCAGUGGGUCUAGAAGCUAA
Messenger RNA from Daldinia caldariorum, 1548 nucleotides. RefSeq lists its product as uncharacterized. The record is from RefSeq and is a predicted model, not a curated record. The transcript has 3 exons. Gene Ontology annotation, biological process: ubiquitin-dependent protein catabolic process. Bases 1 to 1548 code for a protein of 515 amino acids. Gene Ontology annotation, cellular component: cytoplasm. Lineage: Eukaryota; Fungi; Ascomycota; Sordariomycetes; Xylariales; Hypoxylaceae. Gene Ontology annotation, molecular function: ubiquitin protein ligase activity.